This is a messenger RNA of Lathyrus sativus (Indian pea), 198 nucleotides long. NCBI's taxonomy places the organism in Eukaryota, Viridiplantae, Streptophyta, Magnoliopsida, Fabales, Fabaceae. The record is from the annotation of a GenBank genome assembly.
AUGAAAAUUCUAAACAUCAGUCUGGUAAAGGAAGCAACUUCUUCACCCGUGGCCGCUGAAUCAAAAACCACUGUGAAAGAUGAUCUGAAAACAUUAAUGUCCGGUGGGGAUAAGAAAAACCCGACCCGUUCGAGAACGAGGUUUGCGCCGGAGUUUGAUGGACUACACUGCUUUGAAUGCAUUGUACCUUCUGUCUGA